CAUGCUGGCCGCUGCCGUCCACAUAGCCAGGAGCGACCAUGGCGGCCUCGGGCCCAGGGGGUCCAGAAAAGACCCCUGAGGCCCAGGGCCAUGGGCAGUGCCCUCCUGGAGUAGACAGGAGCUCCCAGCUGCCAGCAUCGCCCUCAGUCUUAGCUGCCCGGGAGGUUUUCCAAAGGCCCGACCCCACUCCUCUUGGAGCCGCUGAUCCCUCUCUCCCAUCAGGCGCCUCAGGGACCCUCCACCCAGAGGGUCUCUGCCUUCCCGGUUUUCCUGGGGCAGUUCGGACUUGGGGGAGAGGAACCAUCAUCCGUCACACCCCAGACCCAAACAGACCCAAAGCCAGGAGGAGCAGGGUGGGCCCAGAGGCCCUCAUCCUGCCAGCCCAAGGGGCACGGCCCAAGGUCUCCACCCGGAGCCCCGGGGGCACAGCUGUGUGCAGGUCACCAGAAGCCCCGAAUAAUGACAGCGCCCCAGAGAGUGGGCACCAGGCCCCGGUGCCGUGUGAAGCCGCCAGCACUUGCCUGGGCUCAUUCCAGGGGCCAUCAGAGGGCCCUGUCACGGCUGCACCCUCACACUCACCAGGCAGCUGGGGCCCAGCUCUGCUGUGGAUCCCAGCCAGGCAGCAGCCGGCCUGCGGGCUGAGACGCUUCCGCUCCUGCUGCACAACUGGGAAGGGCCUGGAGGCCGGGAGCUGGCGAUGGCCACAACGCCGUCUGGUGCCUUCUCCUCCGGGGCAGCCAAGCAGCCCUGGACACGAGGGGCUUCGUCUCACCCCCAGGAGAAAAUGCCCAGUCCUCCGAGAGUCUAGUGAGGGCUUGCCAGCCGGGAACCAAGACCCAGCGUGGCCUAAACCAGGCCCGGCCACCAUGGUCAGGCAGGACCUUACACAGAGCUCAGCAGAGAGACCUGCGCGCUGCCGCGGUCCAGAGGAGAUGGAGGAGGGGCCUUCCUCCCACUCGGGCCUGUCCGAGGAGAGAGGCAGCCAGUAUCUCCACAUCUCAGGCAGGAAAGGGCCUGAAGCCCUGGGAAGCAGAGGCUGUGCCCUCAGGAAACAGGUCCCAGCCUGGCUCCCUCACAGCCUCGGGCUGCCCUGUGGACCGAAACCCCCAGGCACCUUACGGCAGGGCUUGCCUGACUGUGGAGAUCCCACGCCGUGAGCAGCAGGUUCCUCUCUGCGCCUUCCCAGGCGGGGGGCACUUGGGACUCAAACUGGGGCCUUGGGUACUUCCUUGGGCCUGCUCAGUGCCACCCUUGAAGCCCCUGGUUUUCCCCGGGCCGGUCGCUCUGCCGUGUGGGCCCUGCUGAGUCUCUUUUCCCGGAGCUGCCCACAUCCGCCCUUCCCCCUGGCUGCACUGUUCCCUGCUGAGGGUGCGGACUGGAACAGUCGCCCUGCCCGGGGUCUGCCUGUGCUCGGGGUGGGGGCUCCUCAUGCAGCCGCUCUGUCUGUGAGGACCUGUGAGCAGCUGCAGCUCAGCAGCAGGCUGAGGAGCCGGGUCAGGGGCUGGGAGUCCCAGCAGGCCUUGGGCUGACAUGUGCCCCCUUGCAGGUGGGUCCGAGGAGAGCACUACAGGUACAAGUUCAGCCGUCCUGGGGGCAGGCACGCCGCCGAGGGCAAGUGGUGGGUGCGGAAGAGGAUCGGAGCCUACUUCCCUCCACUCAGCCUGGAGGAGCUGAGGCCCUACUUCAGGGACCGUGGGUGGCCUCUGCCCCAGCCCCUCUAGACGUGCACCAGAAAUAAAGGCAAAGACUCAGC
This is a messenger RNA of Piliocolobus tephrosceles (Ugandan red Colobus), 1753 nucleotides long. RefSeq names its product collagen alpha-1(I) chain-like. NCBI's taxonomy places the organism in Eukaryota, Metazoa, Chordata, Mammalia, Primates, Cercopithecidae. The record is from RefSeq and is a predicted model, not a curated record. The transcript has a single exon. The coding region runs from base 39 to 1157 and encodes 372 amino acids.